AUGUCCUUCAAGAAAGACGAAGAGGCAGGUGGGAUGUCUUUCUACCAUGACAAGUCCACCAUCCUCCAGGAAGCGCGAUGUUUCAACGAGUCUCCCAUAUCUCCUAGAAAAUGUCGUGCUCUUUUGACCAGAAUCGUGUAUUUGUUAUAUGUUGGAGAAACAUUCUCAACUCAAGAAGCCACCACUCUCUUCUUUGGCGUGACAAAGUUGUUCCAGCAUAAAGAUGCUGCUCUAAGACAAAUGGUCUACCUGGUUAUCAAGGAGUUAUCAACUAUCGCAGAAGACGUCAUCAUGGUCACUUCAUCAAUCAUGAAGGACAUGCAACCUAAUCUUGAGGUCGUGUAUAGGCCAAAUGCCAUAAGAGCUUUAGCGAGAAUCAUCGAUGCGCAAUCUGUUCAAUCUGUCGAACGGUAUUUUAAAUCUGCUCUAGUUGAUCGAUCAUCAUCAAUCUCAUCAGCAUCACUGGUCUCGUCAUAUCACUUGUUCCCACUUUCUCCAGCAAUAAUCAAAAGAUGGUCAAAUGAAGCCCAAGAAGCAGUUAAUGCUAAAUCAGUUUCGAAUUAUUCGGCAAAUGCUUCGGCUUAUCUUGCAGGUGGUGGAUCAGGUGGAUAUCAAGCCGUGGCAAGUUCAAGUUAUAUAAUGCAAUAUCAUGCUUUGGGAUUGUUAUACCUUAUAAGAGAGAAAGAUAGAAUGGCAAUCACUAAAAUGGUUCAACAACUCGGUUCAGGUGGUAAAGGAAGUGGAAUAAUCAAAAAUUCAAUGGCAAUGUGUAUGUUGAUCAGAUUUGCUAGAAAAGUGAUGGAUGAGGAUCCAAAUGUUCGGAAACAGAUGCACGAGUACCUCGAAACGCUGCUUAGACAUAAAUCGGAAAUGGUCAACAUCGAGGCAGCUCGAGCUAUUUGUGAGAUGAGAGAUGUCCAACCUGGAGACCUAUUCAGGACUGUUGCCGUUCUUCAAUUAUUCAUGAACUCCCCUAAACCCGUCAUCAAGUUUGCCGCGGUUAAAACCUUGAACAAGCUUGCUCAAAUACUCCCUGCAUCCGUUGCUACCGUCAACGUAGAGUUGGAGAACUUGAUCACUGAUUCCAACAGGAGUAUCGCAACAUAUGCUAUUACCACUUUACUCAAGACUGGUAAUGAGGCUUCAGUGGACCGAUUGAUGAAACAAAUCUCCUCCUUCAUGGCUGAUAUCACAGAUGAAUUCAAGAUCAUUGUGGUUGAUGCUAUUCGAUCAUUGUGCCUCAAAUUCCCUGCUAAACAAGCUGUCAUGCUUUCUUUCCUCUCUGGGGUCUUAAGAGAUGAAGGUGGCUACGAUUUCAAGCAUGCCGUCGUAGAGGCUAUUUUCGACAUGAUCAAAUUCAUCAAGGAUUGUCGUGAGACUGCCCUCGCCCAUUUGUGUGAAUUCAUCGAAGAUUGCGAAUUUACCAAACUUUCAGUUCGAAUUCUACAUUUAUUAGGUAUUGAAGGACCCAAAACUCGAAACCCUACCAAAUUCAUCAGGUAUAUCUACAAUCGAGUAGUCCUUGAGAACGCUGUUGUUCGAGCUGCCGCCGUCAGCAGUCUUGCUAAGUUCGGGGUUUGCAUCGACGACCAGACUGUGAUGAAGUCCGUCAACGUCUUAUUGAGACGAUGUCUAGAUGACGUAGAUGAUGAAGUAAGAGAUAGGGCAGCUAUGUAUAUAAGGGUCUUGGAAGAGAAAUCAUUGGCCGAUGUAUUUGUUCGAGAGGAGGCUACUUUCUCCCUUGCUCAACUGGAAGAUCAACUUGUGUCAUAUGUCAAAGACGAAGCCAAGCACUCGUCCGCCUUCGAUGUCUCCUCUAUUCCACGAGUCAGCAAAGAAGCAGCGGCAGCUGAGAUUGCUUCAUCUCGACCUUCUGCCCUUGAUAUCGCCGGUCCAUCCACUCAUGCGGCUGCAGAACCCACACCUCAGGCCUCAACUUCCGCAGAAGGUCAAUCCUCUUACGCGUCUCAACUUGCUUCUGUACCAGAAUUAGAAUCAUAUGGACCAGUAUUGAAAUCAUCUACGAAACCAGUCGAACUUACUGAAAGUGAAACCGAAUAUGUCGUUUCUGCGGUUAAACAUAUAUUCAAAGAACAUAUUGUUUUCCAAUUCAACGUGUCAAAUACAAUCCCCGAUACUGUUUUAGAACAAGUUGCUGUAAUAAUGACACCAUCACCUGAUUCUGGAUUGACAGAAGACUUCAUUGUACCCAUUCAAAGUCUAAGUGCAUCUGCAGGAUCAGGUAUAGGAUACGUUUCAUUCACUAGAGAUGAUCCUUCUUCGUAUGCAGCUGGAACUUUCGGCUGUACACUUAAAUUUGUCAGCAAAGAAAUAGAUCCAACAAGUGGUGAACCUGAAGAAGAAGGUUACGAUGAUGAAUAUCAAGUCGAAGAAUUGGAUCUAGGUGCAGGUGAUUACAUUACACCAACAUAUGUGACAUUCUCGAGUGAAUGGGAGAAAUUGGCGGACAAAGCUUCGUUGACAGAAACCUUUGCAUUAUCGUCAUCUGAAUCAUUGAAGGACGCAUGUAAAUCACUCAUAGAAGUACUCAACAUGUUACCAUUAGGAGGAACUGAAACGCCCGCAUCGAACUCAGUACAUACAUUGAAUUUGUCAGGUUUGGUUAUCCCGAAUGGUAAUGGUCCAGAAGAGAAAUCAACAAAAGUCUUAGCUAGAUGUAGGAUGACUUAUGCCCCAGGGGCAGGAGUGACUCUUGAGUUGGGCGUAAGAGCUGAAAAGGAAGAAAGUGCCAGAUUGGUCAUGGCCGCUAUUUAG
Messenger RNA from Kwoniella shivajii, 2775 nucleotides. RefSeq lists its product as uncharacterized. The transcript has 11 exons. Gene Ontology annotation, cellular component: COPI vesicle coat; endoplasmic reticulum-Golgi intermediate compartment; Golgi membrane. Gene Ontology annotation, biological process: intra-Golgi vesicle-mediated transport; intracellular protein transport; endoplasmic reticulum to Golgi vesicle-mediated transport. The coding region runs from base 1 to 2775 and encodes 924 amino acids. NCBI's taxonomy places the organism in Eukaryota, Fungi, Basidiomycota, Tremellomycetes, Tremellales, Cryptococcaceae. The record is from RefSeq and is a predicted model, not a curated record. Gene Ontology annotation, molecular function: structural molecule activity.